GUAGUAGUAGGAAUAUAUAUAUAUAUAUUGGACCACUAAAAAUUCUUGAUAAACUGAAACAUACUUUACUAUUAUUCUUCAUCAAUGGAAGGUGUGAAAGAUUUGAAGACAGAAUUAGAGGUGUUGAGAGAGACUUUUAGGUCUGGGAAGACAAAAGAAGCAUCAUGGAGGAGGUCACAGCUUGAAGCUUUGCUCACUCUCCUCAAGGAAAGAGAAGAUGAUAUCUUCAAGGCUCUUCAUCCAGAUAUUUGGAAACAUCCUGCUGAGGCCUACAGAGAUGAGAGUGGGACGUUGACAAAAUCUAUAAAUUAUGCCUUGGGAUGCUUAAAAGAAUGGAUGUCAAGCAAAAAGGCUAAAUUACCUCUAGCAGCAUUUCCUGCUACAGCAGAAUUGGUUCUUGAGCCUCUUGGCCUUGUCCUUGUUUUCUCGUCUUGA
Messenger RNA from Cornus florida, 435 nucleotides. Its product is annotated as aldehyde dehydrogenase family 3 member F1-like. Lineage: Eukaryota; Viridiplantae; Streptophyta; Magnoliopsida; Cornales; Cornaceae. Gene Ontology annotation, molecular function: aldehyde dehydrogenase (NAD+) activity. Bases 85 to 435 code for a protein of 116 amino acids. Gene Ontology annotation, biological process: aldehyde metabolic process. The record is from RefSeq and is a predicted model, not a curated record. Gene Ontology annotation, cellular component: cytoplasm. The transcript has 3 exons.